AUGAAAGGGAAGCGGCCGAUUUUGCCGGACGUGAAUCCUCAGCAACGCAGAGAGCGCAACAAAGCCCGGGCAACUGAAGUAUCUCAAGAGGCUUCAGAGAUGCUAGGAAGCAAUAAAGCCGUGAGUUUUGACGAGCGGUACGCAAAGACAAUCUUGCCAAUGGACAGUGUCAGUGUAGUAGACUUUAAUGACUAUUUCGAUGACUUGCAGAAAUGGAAGGAGUACCGCAGGGUACUCUACUCAGGGAGAACAACAUGA
Molecule: messenger RNA, 258 nt
Organism: Letharia columbiana
Lineage: Eukaryota; Fungi; Ascomycota; Lecanoromycetes; Lecanorales; Parmeliaceae
Exons: 1
Coding region: 1-258 (85 amino acids)
Source: RefSeq, a predicted model, not a curated record